Messenger RNA from Planococcus citri (citrus mealybug), 4447 nucleotides. Its product is annotated as nuclear protein MDM1. The record is from RefSeq and is a predicted model, not a curated record. The transcript is spliced from 16 exons. The coding region runs from base 434 to 2878 and encodes 814 amino acids. Lineage: Eukaryota; Metazoa; Arthropoda; Insecta; Hemiptera; Pseudococcidae. Gene Ontology annotation, biological process: negative regulation of centriole replication. Gene Ontology annotation, molecular function: microtubule binding.
GCCUUUAGAUGUGUACCGAGUACGUUCUCGAGUUAUACGGUGCGAAAGUUUAGUUUUUCGCAGUGUACUGUACACGUAUACGAGUAUACGGCUUUGCGGAAUUCUGUAAAUUUUUCCACUCCUUUCAGCCCCUGCUUUCGGCCAUCCGCCCGCUGCUGCGUUCGUUCUCGAUUCAUAUUUCGAUGUGGUAAAUGCCAACCCGUCUCCGUCUGGCGAGUAAAUUUCAUCCCAUCCGUUGUCCGCGCCGUUAGACCUUUUUCAGUUGUAAUCGCGAGUAAGUGGCAGAUCGUCACUUUGUGUUUUUUCGCCUUAUACUCUUUGAAAAAAAUUAUACGAGUAUAUAGUUUUUCUUCCUCUUGUUAUUUUCGCGUUCUUGUAUCGAAUACGGCGACGGUAUUUUUAACGAGCAGGUCGCCGUGUAAUUAGGUACGACAUGAUAGGCACUUUUUGGAAUUUAUGUCGCGCCUGUCCGUCCAUGCCUAUUGAUAAGAAUCGUUCCGAAUAUCGAAGUACUUACCAGUGGUAUGAAUAUACGGGGCCUCGACAGGAAGUAGUCAAGCAAGCUCCUCAGCUUACGUCACCUACCAAACCCGAAGAUACGACGUUCAAAGGCGGCAUCCAAGCGACGUUAAUUAAUAUUAAUAAAAACCCCGACGGAGCGAAACGUACCACCAAAGAUGGCGUCGACGGCGUUCAACCCGAAGUGAAUAUUAAAAAGAAUCCUAUUUAUGGUAAAAAAGACGCGGAUUUUGUAGAAUGCAAUAAACAAGAGAAAACUAACGAGAAUUCAGCUGUACGAGUAAGAUCGGCUCGAAACGAUAAACGCGACUACGCUCCGUCGCGUCGAAGCAAAUCCGAAGGUCCUCCUGGUGCGAGGUAUCGUACAGCCUAUGGAUCGCCGUCUCCUGAUUUCGUCGACGAUUUCGACACCGAUUACGUGUUAAUUAGUAACUACCCGGAAGAUUAUGAUACAGACACGGCGGGCAUACCAGUAAAGGGUGUUCGAGGGAACACCGAAUACAGGCUGCAGUUCGCCUGGCCUAGAUCCAAUAAAAAUGAACCGCAAGAAGAGCUGAAAGCGGCUGGUAGCGUUACCAGGAGAUCGGCGUUUAUGGCACCGGUCACCAGUGGACACGAACGUCCUCCUGUACCUGUACAUAAGAAACGAUUUUUAGAUACCGAUAAAAAAGACGGAGCUGCUGAACUCGAACCGUUGGUAGAUCAUAAUGGCGAAUGUGAUAACGAUGAGAAACGCGAGAAGAAUCAAAACAACGAUAGACUCGAAUUUUAUAGCGAAUAUAAGAAGAAAUUUAGACCAUUUUCGCAGUACGAUUACAUCGCUGGAAAAUUCCUAGCGCGAGAUAAUAGUGUCACGCCGGCUUCGAGUCUGACUACGGCCUCGUGGUAUUCUGAAGUUGUAGAGUUAAGGAAAAAAGCCGGAGAGUACAAGCAUCGUGGCUGGGGCACCGAAUUGGUUCCGCAACACUUGGCCGAAGUGUACAAUAAACAGAUCGCCUUAUGGGAACAUGUUAGUCGUCGUAGCUCGCUUUCUGCUCUAACUUUAGCAACAACCACGCAGAAACCUAGAGCUCUUACAAAGGAAGAAAAGGGUAAAGAAAAUUCCAGGAAACUCGCACCUCAUAGAUUACGUGAUGUCUCCAGGCAAACAUCCGUCGAUAGAUCGGCAUCAGUUGCUCGUAAAAAGACUGAGAAAAAUGAAGAAAUCAAACGACAUUCAGCCAAGUUACACAAAGAAGGCGCAUCGAAAAGCGCCGAAAGACCAGCAUCAAGCGCCGGAACACCUACUUCAACGUCCACAUCGUUAGGACGGUCUCAUCCUGUCGGUGGCUCGCCUAAAAAAUUCGCCUCGUCCGGUCCAGCUUCGGCAAGCUCGCCGAAGAAAAGUGUCGUGGGACAGACAGAGUCAAGGGCUAGACCGACAACAUUAGCAACUAACGCCCAAUCCCGCAUUAAACGUGAUACGAGCGCUUCAGCUAAAAAGAAUAGAGAGUUGCUUAAACAUAAGUACUCUCCGGCAUCUGUGAAAAUAAUCGAUCCGACUGGCGAUAAGAAAGACGCCGGCAAAUCAGCCGCCGCCGAUCGAGCUAAAACCGAAGAGGAUGACGGGACGACGCAGACGGCCAGCAAAGAUGCCGAAGAUACGAUCGAAGUCGAACGAAUUGUAAAGUCGCCCCCGGAACCGACUCGGGUCAAGUCGCCCGAACAAAUGAUGGUCAAGUCGCCCGAACCAGUAAAUUGGACUGUGCCUUUGGAUACCGGAAAAACCUUCACGGUGACGCAGAACAUUCACGACGGCGAUUUGUAUCAUCACAGACCCCCAAGUGAGGCGAGAAUUUUGAGUACGUUACAUCACGGACCUCAUUCAUUAGACAGCCAGAAUAUAACGAGUCAUAAAAGUCUGGACGACUCUCAACCGUCCUCAUUAGAUGCAAAAUUGGGCGACCUCUCGCUGAACGCAGACGUCCCUAACAUCUUGAACGGCUCCACUUCCACCGACUUACCAUCAUCGCUGUCGACCACGACAACCACAGCAAAAUCUGACAACGAAGACGAUCACCAACAAACCACCGUAUCUGCGACUCCAGUCGCCGACAAUGGCACCUUGGACGUGGUGACUAAAGCCAACGGCAACAGCAAGUACACCGAAGAAGAAAAACCAGCCACUUCGCCGGUUUCAGAACAUAGCGAUUCUAAUCACAGAUCGAUUACCGAAGAAGCACCUUCACCAGCAGCAGCAGUAGCUCCUCUUAGUUUGGGAUCCACCUCAACGGAGGUAUUGGAUUCGGCUCGCAACAGAUUCGAAGAAUUUUGGAGUAAACCAAAGUACGAAUUGAAUGGUAAAGAGAGUUCUAUGUAGAACGUACACGAUUUCGCGUUUCGCCUUUUUCUAUUUCACGUCGUUUAAGAAAGAAUACCUACCUAAUUUUUUUUUAAAUGCUCUUUUUACUAAUCCGCCAUUUUAUUCUACAAUAUCUACGUGUCGUGUGUGGAUAUCCAAACGAGAAAUUUCCGAACGCGAAUUUUUUGAAAUCGCCAUUGCUUUUCGUCAAUUAGAUUUUUAAAACUGAAAAAAGCACAGAUAUUUGUCGUCUCGCAGGCAAAAUACAUAUCAAAUGUGCUGGUCUUGUUGCGUCCCUUUCCCAUCCUCCUACGUUUUCUUCAACCAAGCCGCCUAUUUCAAAGAAAUUCGUGUCCAUAGAGCAAUAUUGCGUCCUUUAAAUAAUUUUAUAUUAUUCUCAUUUUUUCUUCUUUUUUUUUUUUUUUUUGUAAAAAAAAUGGUCGAUUUCAUUGCGAUGUUUUUUCCACCACCAUCACCACCUAAUCAGAUGCAGCAGCAGCAGAGUUGAAGAAUAUAUCGCUCGUGACGCUACGAGCUGUGUACUUGUCUCUGUGAUUAUUUUUUCCUUUUUGUUUUUAUAUAAUUUGAGAAUCGUACCGGCAUAUAGAUGCAUCGAUCGCGUUCAAUAUGGCUGUGUUUUUUCGUUGGCUAAGAAUCCUGUAUACCUACCUGUCCCUGGACUAUACCCGAUGAUGGCCUCCUGCCCUUAUCCCAAUUUUAUCACCGUUGUUCUUCGUGACGUUGUUGUGUUGUGGUGUUUGCCUACCUAUGCCAUUUGAUGGCGAUGAUUAUUAGGGGUAUUUUAAUCAUCAUCGAAUUGAAUCCGGAGUGAAUUCGAGUGGUUGGUUGCAAAGUUGUUUGUUUCUUUAUGUGUUUGUUGAUGUGUGUGUGUGUAUGUGUAUUCAUCUAUUAUUUAUACCUUAUACACGUUUACAUAGUUUGUAUAUUAUUUUAUAUGGUAUUUAAAAAAAAAUCCCGCCAUUGCAAACACCGUUCACACCUUUCUGUGAUGCUUUAAAACGAUAUCCGUUUGUGAAAUUCCAAAACGUGGCGACGAUUUUGGGCAUAUUGACCGAAGAGGUGUAAAAAUAUGACUCGGAAUACGUCCCAGCUCCCAGUCCAUCUGUGUUGGGGAAUUUUCUUCGUAUCGGAUCGUUAUGCGAAGCUUGAAAAAUAUUACUUUUUACAUGUUCCUUAUUUUUAACGCGUAUUACUCCGGUCUCGCAAUUCACUGAAGCUUUCUACCACCUUUUUUUUUGAUUUUGAAAAAACAAGAAAAAUAGAAGCCGCUUCAAGAGGUUUUUUCUGCCCUCGAAAGUGUGUGUUGUUGAUUCGUGAUAGAACCAGCUAAGUUGUGUAAUAAGAUUGUAAAAUAUAUUGAUAUGACUAUACGUAGAUUUUAAGUACAUGUAAUAUGUUUUUUUUUUGUUUUUGGAAAACGAGUAACGUUGUCUUUAUUUUACAUUAAUUACCAUUGCUACAUAUUUUACAUUUUACGCGGCAGCUCUUCUCUCGGUGUAUUUUUGCGGACAGAGUAAAAGUAUGAACCGAAAUUUUAACUUGUAAUAAAUGUUUUGAAAUAUUUCA